AUGGUCGAAUUCAUGGCUGAAGUCGGACAAGAAUUACAUCUUACAGUCAAACCAUCUACACCAACAAGUGGAAAACGAAAAUCUUCUAGUCGGUUAAGUCUGUUUCAUUCAACUGCUAGGAAAUCACGAGCAUCUGCUGGUGAUUUAAAUUUACCCACCCCUAAUGGUGCUUUGACCUCGCUAACUGAUGGAUCUUCAGACUUACACGACACGCCGAUGCGUGCUAAACUCGAAAAAAGGCAGCAUCGUAUUUUCGAAUUUUUUGUGACAGAACGAAACUAUGUUGAGAUUCUACGUUAUUUGUGCUUGAGCGCUUAUCCACAAGUUAUCGACGAAAAUCAACCAGGUGGACCUGUUUUGCCGCGACAGGAAGCCGAUUUCGUGUUUGGCAAGCUUGGUGCUAUUUAUGAACUACAUGAUCGUUUACAACCUCAGUUUAAUGAGCUGGAGAAUAAUUGGUCUUUAUCUGAAAGUUGUCUUGGGAAUGUACUUCAGCUUAGUUUAUUGACUGAAAUGGAUAGAGCAUAUGGGAAUUAUAUGCAAUUUUACAGUCCACCACAUUUACACCACCUUGGUGAACAAUUUCCCCGUUUUCAUGCUUUCAUGCGUCAAGUUGAAAAAAGGAAAGAAUCUGGUCGUCAAAGUUUGACAGCUUUACUAGUUCGUCCAGUCCAACGACUUCCUUCGAUCUCACUUUUAAUGGAUGGCAUUGCCAAAUUCACACCUCAAUCACAUCCAGAUUACAACUCAGUUAAAGAGUUUGCUAAAGGAAUUAACGAGCUAUUGGCUAAAAUAAAUGAUCGGUUAAGGAAAAAUGAAGAACGCCUAUCUUUAUUAUCUUUAUAUCAUGAAAUUAGUGGUGCCCGGUAA
Molecule: messenger RNA, 870 nt
Organism: Schistosoma mattheei
Lineage: Eukaryota; Metazoa; Platyhelminthes; Trematoda; Strigeidida; Schistosomatidae
Source: the annotation of a GenBank genome assembly